Messenger RNA from Lycium barbarum (goji berry), 1239 nucleotides. RefSeq names its product AMSH-like ubiquitin thioesterase 3. Gene Ontology annotation, biological process: protein K63-linked deubiquitination; protein K48-linked deubiquitination. The transcript has 5 exons. Bases 406 to 1194 code for a protein of 262 amino acids. NCBI's taxonomy places the organism in Eukaryota, Viridiplantae, Streptophyta, Magnoliopsida, Solanales, Solanaceae. The record is from RefSeq and is a predicted model, not a curated record. Gene Ontology annotation, cellular component: membrane; endosome.
GGAACAAGUUAUUAUUUUAAUUAGUUAUUCCGAGAUUGUAUCUUAUGUGAUAAACUCAUCUCAAAUUAAUUCUCUUUCCUUAGUAAAAAUCAGUUGAUGGCACAGGUUUCAAGAAUCUUCGUACAUUAUUUCACUAGUUCAUCUAAACCUCUCUCAACCACUCUUUGUUGACUGUGUAAAGAGAAAUACGAAGCAUCCUCAAACCUAUGGCCGUGUAAUAUAAAUUAUGUUUAGAAAAAUGGAAAAAAAACAGAAAAAAAAAAAGAAGAGAAAGGAUAUGAUUGUGUCACUCUUUUACGCCGCCAAAAGUCAAAAGACUAGUUACAUUUAAUUCCAUUCUUAGGAGUUGAGAAACUCACAAAGUCAACUCACCGGAACUUCAAACUUAGAGUUUUUAUCGGUGAAAUGAGUUGGGGGAUCAACAUAAGAGAAGCAACUAGAAAGAUCGAAGUUGAUCAUCGUAUUCCUCUCAAGUUUUACUAUAAGACUGCUGAUAAUCUUCUCAAACAGGCAAACAUUUAUCGGCAGGAGAACAAUAUCAUAGAUCUGUACAUUCUGCUUCUCAGAUACGCAGGUAUUAUAGCUGAAACUAUACCUUUCCACCGAGACUACAGUGCUUCAAAUCAUACAGAAAAGAUAUCUUACAAAAAGAAAUUACUGGACGUACUUCGUGAGCUGGAAUGUUUAAGACCACAAGUUGAACGAGAAAUUAAUAAAGUGAACAGAGAACAUGCACUGAAGGAACAGAUUCGGUUAAACAAUGCAUCAUCGUCUAGACAGUCGCCUCAUAGUAGAAUGGCUUCCUUAUGGCCAGACAAUAAGCAGACAAGGCAUUCAAGACUGACACUAACUAUUCCGCGCCCUGCUAACCCUGAAGUUGUACCUUCAGCACCACCAAUUGAAAAUUUGAUCAUAGAUGAUGAUGCCCCAUUGCAAUCUGGUUCAGCUGAGUCUAGUUUUGUGGAUUCAUCUUCUUCAACAACGGAGAACUUAUCGAAAAGACAAGACGAAGGAAGUUCUAAUGCUGCUUCAUCCUGUAUUAUAUGCUAUGAAGCCCCAAUAGAGGGGGCUUGUGUACCAUGUGGACAUAUGGCUGGGUGCAUGUCUUGUUUGAACGAGAUUAAAGCCAAAAGCUGGGGAUGCCCUGUCUGUCGCACUAAAAUCGAGCUUGUUUUACGUUUAUAUGCUGUUUAACAAAUGAAGAAGGAUAUAUGUUGAAGUAAAUGUGUUUAGAAUGAC